Molecule: messenger RNA, 755 nt
Organism: Hordeum vulgare subsp. vulgare (domesticated barley)
Lineage: Eukaryota; Viridiplantae; Streptophyta; Magnoliopsida; Poales; Poaceae
Exons: 1
Coding region: 198-755 (185 amino acids)
Source: RefSeq, a predicted model, not a curated record
CGCGUCACGUCGUCCUUCAGUUCCAUGUCGUGGCAACCUCACCAUGCCAUGUCCUGGUCCGAGUGUUCUCCUCCCUACUUACUCAUACUCGCCUCUACAAAUCCAGCCCAGCCCGCUUCUCUCAGCUCCACUCCCAAGCUCUCCCAGACUACUGCACCCGAUCGACUUCAACAGCUCACGCUCCUCGGGAGUCUCUCAUGGCGACGGCGGCUGCUCGCCGGCCCAGCGGGCCAGUGCUGUUAACACCCAACCGCCGCUCAUCCUCACCCACCCCCGUCAAGCUCGACGCCACCCACUCGCCGUUGCUGGGCAAGUCCGCCAGCGGCCCGUCCCCGUCCUCCACCAGGAGCCGGCAGCCGUGCACGUGCCCCUCGACGAAGACGAACCACCCGGGCUCGUCCCGGUGCGGCGGCCUCCACAAGGAGCGCAAGCAGGGCAGCAGCAGGCCCGCCGCCCCGCCGUCCACCCGCGGUCAGGGCUCGAAGCGAAUGAACAGCCGGCAGUGCGCCCGCAGGGCCAUCAAGCCGUCCCCCGCGGCGCAGCAGUCGCAGCACCAGAGGCGCGCGGGCGGGUUCCUCUUCCUCCCCAGGACCAGCAGGCUCUCCGCCAUGUCUGCGGCCGGCGAGCGUGCCAGCGACAAGCAGUGGUACUCUUACUCUAUCGGUUCAGCUGUGGAAGCUGGCGUCGUUUUUCUUGUUUGGCUGUGGAGGCGGUGCUUCGUCAGAGGCUGGUGGAACCUCGCACGGGGAAAUUAA